AAAGACCCGCCCUGCGCCUCAUCUGCUCUACUUCUGUCACUCACUCUCCCAGUCACCCACAGAAGUAAACCAUGUCUGAGAUCAGCAGAGAAGUUCUUCUGGAGGGUCUCUCUGCCCUCACUGGGAUCACCCUGAAGUCACGCACUGAACUCCAAGAAGUCUCCACAGCUGUAGAACUGACUGUCGAAAAUGUUCUCCCUGUUGUCUUUAAAAUGUUGUUCAAGUCUGUGGUACCUGACCUGACUUCAUUGUUGACUCAGCUAUCUGUGAACUCUGAAGUCUCGACUUUCCGGAGAGAGUACUUCGUGGACAUGGACGAGUUCUUUCACCCUAAGUUUGAUUGCGAUUUCCGAAGCGGCGCAAGCUCCUCUAAGUGUUCCCGUGGUAAAGAAUCGUACACACGGCCCUGGGGGUGGUACCGCUUCGCUCUGAAGGUUCUGGAUAAGUAUCCUGAUGGAAACACCUGGCUGGGGCCGGACGGAUGGAGGAGCGAGUCUGCGCCCGGUGAGUGGCCAGUUUCCUUCCAUGGAACCAGCAUUGAGGGAGCCAGAGGCAUCACUGAGACCCAUUACAGAGCUGGGCCUCGCGAUGUUUAUGGGCGAGGCAUCUACUCCACUCCUGAUAUUAGCAUUGCAGAAGAUUAUGCUAUGAGCAAGAAGUUCACAUCAAAGAAUGGAAAGACUUACAAGGUCAUCAUGCAGAACCGGAUCAACCAUAAGAAGAGGGUCAUCACUAAAAAGAAAGACUACUGGCUCAUCCCGGUUCCUGAGGGAACCUCACCAGAAAAGGAGAAGGAGAUUGUGGAGACAUCCAUCCGUCCUUAUGGCAUCCUGAUUAAAGAGGGGUCGCCACAGCAGAUCAUCUGCCUCCAUCGUAAACCUGGCUCUCGGACAGCACGCCAGACUCUGCGAUCCAGCUGGAAACUCACUCUGUCCACCGCGGGGACCGCACAGCAGCGUCAGGCUGACUUAGAGCUGCUGAUGGUGAAGUGCAGAGCCUUUUAUCUGCCUAGAGAGUUCAGCUCUGUGUACAUUCUGGCUACUUACAUCCUGCCACGCGCAAACUCGGCCACGGCGCUAAGGCUGCUGCAUGAUGCCAUCAGUAAACAAGAGACCGCACACCCGGACGCUGCAUUCAGUGUGGCCGGCGACUUCAAUCACUGCAACCUGAGGACUGUCCUCUCCAAGUAUCAUCAGCACGUGAGCUUUCCGACGAGGGAGAGUAACAUACUCGACCAAGUUUACAGCAAUGUGAGGGGGGCCUACAGAUCUGACCACAUCUCUGUAUUCCUCUAUCCAGCAUACAGACAACUCUUUAAGCAAGCACUUCCAGUGAGUAAGACCAUCAAAGUGUGGAAUGAAGAAACUGACUUAGUGCUUCAGGACUGA
Messenger RNA from Pygocentrus nattereri (red-bellied piranha), 1388 nucleotides. RefSeq lists its product as uncharacterized. The coding region runs from base 72 to 1388 and encodes 438 amino acids. Lineage: Eukaryota; Metazoa; Chordata; Actinopteri; Characiformes; Serrasalmidae. The transcript has 4 exons. The record is from RefSeq and is a predicted model, not a curated record.